Molecule: messenger RNA, 963 nt
Organism: Cyphellophora europaea CBS 101466
Lineage: Eukaryota; Fungi; Ascomycota; Eurotiomycetes; Chaetothyriales; Cyphellophoraceae
Exons: 2
Coding region: 1-963 (320 amino acids)
Cellular component (GO): cytoplasm
Molecular function (GO): oxidoreductase activity, acting on the CH-OH group of donors, NAD or NADP as acceptor
Source: RefSeq, a predicted model, not a curated record
AUGGCACAAUCUAUACCAGGCAAGACAGCCAUUGUCACGGGUGCCGGUUCAGGAAUCAACCUCGAGUUCGCGCGACUGCUGCUGAAGCACGGCGCCAAUGUCGUCUUCGCCGAUUUGGCACUGCGAAAGGAAGCAGAAUCACUGGUAGCCGAAUACAAGUCCAAGGCUGUUUUUCAGCGAACUGAUGUGACUUCCUGGACGGACCUGAAUCAACUAUUCCAAGUCGCCGAGCAGACUUUUGGGUCCAUUGACAUUGUGUGUCCUGGUGCGGGUGUAUAUGAGCCGCCCUUCUCCAACUUCUGGAUCCCUCCUGGCACCCAAGGGUCGCGAGAUAGCCCAGUCCACGACAGGUACCUCGCCAUGGACAUCAACAUGACGCAUCCGAUUCGAGUCACGCAGAUGGCCAUCUCUCAUUACCUCAAUGCGAAGCCACCAGCAAGCCCUUCGAACCCAAAGUCCAUUAUACACAUCGCCAGCAUUGCCGCAGAGGUAGCCGAUCUAGGCUGUCCGCUCUACUACGCUGCCAAGCAUGGCGUGAAAGCAUUCGUCAAGGCUCUCGCUGACCUUGAGGAGCUCCACGGUAUUCGGGUCGCCGCAGUGCUUCCUGGUGUUGUCAAGACCCCACUCUGGACAGAGCAUCCCGAGAAGCUGAAGAUGAUUCGCCAGCAAGGAGGCGAUGCAGAUGAGUGGGUGACGCCAGAAGAGACGGCCGAAGUCAUGUUGCGUCUGGUCAAAGACAACAGCACAUCUUCCACAAUCAGCGGUGGCGGCGAUGAGGUUCCAAUUCGUGGAGGCACUUGUCUCGAGGUCCUGGUUGACUAUGUUCGGGAUGUUCCGCUCUUGAACAACAUCGGCCCAAACGCGCCAGGCGUACCAGGAGCCAGCGUCAAGGACCGACAGAAACAGCGCGACGACAUUCUCGAAAGGCUUCAGACGCCUGGUUGGGGCCAAUUCGUGUCGUAG